AUGUUAUAUGAAACUAAAUCAUAUCCAUCUGAACAAACUAUAUAUGAUAAAAAAUUAUUAAUAAAUGAUCGAUUAACUCCAAUCGGUGAUACUUCAUUGCAUACAGAAUAUGAUACAAGUGAUAAUGAAGAAUUCAAUGAAAAUAUUCCUUUAAUUAAAAAACAUGAAAAAUUAAAUUCUUCACUUGCAGCAUUAACUUCUCAUUUAGCUCAUGUACAAUUACGUUUAGAGCAAGUCAUAUCAGCGCCAACAUUAGAAGAUCGUGAAAAUUUACUUAUUGAAUUACAGAAAUUUGCUACCAAUGGUAUACCUGAUGUAAUAUGUCAAUCAUCAAUAUUUAUAAAUGAUCUUACACAUGAACAAUUAAUUGAAGCAGAAAAAAGUCGUGAAAAAGAAUUUAUUAAUGAAUUAAAACAAAAAUUAGAUGAAUUAGAACAUUAUGCAUUUGCAUCUGGUUCACUUGAAUGUCCACCAACAUUAGUCAUAAUAGAAAAACAACGUAUACUUAUUGAUCAAUUACGUCAAAAACUUGAUUUACAAUUAGAUGAUGAUAUUGUUUCAAAAUUAUCUGCUGAAGAAUUAAGGAAACUUGUUGAUCAAAGUAUUUAUCAGUUAACUAAUCCAGUCAAAUUAAAAGAAAAAUUAAUAAAUCAAAUGCGUACAGAAAUAAAUGAUCUGGAAAAAUUCAUUGAAUUUCUCAAAGCCGACUCGACUAAGUCAAAAACAGACACUACCAUUGCAUCUGUGCCUUCAUCAAAUUCAAAAACUAAAUCAAAACCUACAACAACAACAACAAGUCAAUCACAAUCCACAAAUACAUUUUUAUCUUGUUUUCAAUUUGAACAUAAUUCAUUAAAUAUAUAUCAAUCGAUAAAAAAAUUUUUUAUAUUAACUCAACUUUACACAAUUUUUUUCUUAACAUGUGGAACGAGAUCAAUGAAAAGAACAACUCAUCAAUCAACUAGAAUUAUAAUUGAAGAUUCUAUUUCACAGGAAUAUUUUGAUAAUCUUCGAGUUGAUCUUGAUAUUGCUAUUGAAAAAGUUCUUCAUAAAGUACGAUUAAAUAAAACAUUAUCAAUAUAUUUAAAUAAUAAUGAUAAUAAUAUAACAAUUGAUACUGAUGAAUAUAAAGAAUAUGAUCAUUUAGAUACAAUUAUUUUAUCUAUACGACAAGAUCUUGCUCCUGCACUUCGUGCAUUACUUGAACAUGGUCUUUAUAAAACUAGUUCUUCUACAAAUUUAUCUGUUUGGUCAUGUUUUCCACUAUCAUCUAUGAAUAACUAUUCGACAAAAAAGGAGACAAUGCAUAUUUGGAAAUUAAUGUUAAAAUAUUAUGAUAUGAAAAGUGGAUAUGAAUUUUCUAAUAGUCCAGCUCAUAAACUUUCACAAUCAUUUUCAUUAGAUAUUGUUGGUGGAAAACCAAUUACACUUACAGAAUGUCUAUUAAAUGCUAUUGAUACAAUUAUGAAAUUACAUCAAAAUCAUAAAAAACAACAAAUGGAUUGUUGUUUUAAAUCAUUUAUAUGUUAUGCAUUAAAUGAAAAAAAAUUGGUUUUAUAUCUACGUUUGAUUCUUCAAACAGUAGUAUUAGUAGAAAAUUAUUAUCAAACAUGGAGUUAUACAAGACAAACAGGUUUUAAUGAUGCUCUUCAUUCACUUGAUCGUUUAACUUCAAUCGAUUUUAAUCUUCCAAUAAAUACAUCUGUUCGACGUUUUAUGAAUAAUAGAGAUCUUAUUGAAUAA
Rotaria sp. Silwood1 is the source of this 1743-nucleotide messenger RNA. The record is from the annotation of a GenBank genome assembly. NCBI's taxonomy places the organism in Eukaryota, Metazoa, Rotifera, Eurotatoria, Philodinida, Philodinidae.